UCCCUUCAUUCUCAUCCCAAUCUGCCGAACCAGACAAGAACAUUCUGGUGAAGCAAUUGGACAAACAUGUCUAAGCUCAACACCCUGCUCCUGAUAGCCCUCCUCCUCUUCUUCGCGCUAACGUGCGCCGCCGCUCGUCCCGAGCCUUCUCUGGUGACACCCCAGAUUGGGGUUAAUGGGGCAGAGAGCAUUGAGGCUGAUGAAGCAUGUGAAGGUGUGGAGAAGGAAGAGUGCUUGAUGAGGAGGACUCUGGUGGCUCAUACUGAUUAUAUCUAUACCCAGAAGCACAAACCAUGAAGAAUAUUUGUGUUCCUAGCAAAAAUUAUGCUAUAUAGGGAGCUGAGUACUAGAUAUGUUUGGUCAAUAUAUUACUAUUAUAAAUAGUAAUAAAUAAACAAAUAUAAAUGUUUGUAUAUGAAUGUGUUUUCAUGUGA
This is a messenger RNA of Cornus florida, 434 nucleotides long. Its product is annotated as phytosulfokines-like. The record is from RefSeq and is a predicted model, not a curated record. Gene Ontology annotation, molecular function: growth factor activity. Gene Ontology annotation, biological process: cell population proliferation. The coding region runs from base 67 to 297 and encodes 76 amino acids. Gene Ontology annotation, cellular component: extracellular region. The transcript is spliced from 2 exons. NCBI's taxonomy places the organism in Eukaryota, Viridiplantae, Streptophyta, Magnoliopsida, Cornales, Cornaceae.